This is a messenger RNA of Photinus pyralis (common eastern firefly), 3630 nucleotides long. RefSeq lists its product as uncharacterized. NCBI's taxonomy places the organism in Eukaryota, Metazoa, Arthropoda, Insecta, Coleoptera, Lampyridae. The record is from RefSeq and is a predicted model, not a curated record. The coding region runs from base 150 to 2894 and encodes 914 amino acids. The transcript is spliced from 5 exons.
AUACCUAGGUACCAUCUAGCGGGUCAUUAUGCUCAACUUGCUAUCCGAAAAUUAACAAAGGAGUUGUGCCGGACAUUUCGAUCGUUAAUGGAUGGAAAUUAGAAGAUCCUCCCGAGGAACUGCGCGAUCUCACGAUCCUGGAGGAAAGAAUGGUCGCGCCAAGAAUUCCAUUCAUGCAAAUAAGGACUUUGGGUUGGGAUCGUAGCAAAUUUCUAAAAGGACAUGUCGUCAACGUUCCGACCGACAUAGAAAAAAUGGUGAACGUACUACCCAGACGGCCGGAAGAAAUGGAUAUAAUCCAGAUCAAUUUAAAGAGGAGAGAAAGAAAUGGUCCGUAUUUGACGGAUAUCGUGCGACCUUCACGAAUAAAACAGGCCUUAAAUUAUUUAAUAAAAACUCCUCAAUACAUUAAGGAGGGAAUAAAAAUUGACUGGGCAAAGUUACAUGCGCCGGACGUCGACGAUUCCGUUCCUUUUUUUGUCGACGUUAACGACGAACGUCGUUUAAGUUGCAGCGGGAACGUGGCCGAAAACGAAGCGAACGAUGAAAACGAGGAGCAAGAGACGGAAGUUCACACGAUGCUGUAUAACAACAACGCCGCAUCUACGGUGGCGGAGGCGACGGCUACAUUUAUCGCGGGCGAGGGCAAUAAGCCAUUGUCCUUCAUUAAAGACAAAUUUGUAGAGGAGUUAUCCUUCCCGACGAUCUAUCAUGGGCGUCCUCGGCCGUCACCGACCAAUCGAAACAAUUUAAGAAAAGCGUCCUUUUCUUCAAUUAUAAAAUUUGAGUUGUUGUAUUAUAAAAGACAUUGUCGCCGACCGGACAAACUCUUUUUCGACUUCAAGUUGAAACAAACACUGGAGAUGUUCGACAGCAUCAGCUUGUGCGUUCGACAAAAGCGCAUCGGAAAUAGUUCGAUUCAUGUGAGGGAUCUGUUGGACGCAACCGCCGUUAGAGAACUGGUGAAGGUAGACAACGCGUUCUCCUUCAUGAAGAACAUGAGGAGUUCGCCGGCGUUUUGGCACGAGGAGCGGCAAAAAUUAUUCGCAAUGAUUCGCCAACUGGGUGUUCCAACCUUUUUUAUUACGUUGUCGUCGGCGGACGGGAAGUGGGUCGAACUCAUUUCCAUUCUCGGAAAGAUACUCUACGGCAAGAACUACAGCGACGAAGACGUAUUCAACAUGAGUUCCGCGAAUAAAAUGAAAUUGGUACGCGAAGACCCCGUUACAGUGGUGAGGUACUUUGAUAAUAGGGUUAGAUUAAUGUUCUCCCUGAUGCGGCAAAAAGGCGCGGCAAAUCGGAUCUUUCCCGAUCAUGAAGUUAUCCACCACUAUUAUCGAGUAGAAUUUCAACACAGGGGUGCCCCUCACUUACACUCCGUCGUGUACUUGAAAAACGCGCCCUUAUUCGACGGGACGAAUACAACAGAAUGCGAAACAUUUAUCGACAAAUUUGUCAGCGCAUCGAGGUCGAACGUGCAUAUAUCUGAUUUAAUCAAAUACCAAGUGCACACACACACUCCUAUUCGUGCGGCAAAAUUCAACAACGGCAACAGCAGCAAGAGAAGGCGCGUUGUAGAUAUGGAAUUCCCUUUUUUCCCCAUAAGAGGCACCAGAAUCCUGGGACCGAUCGUGUCGAGGGAGGACAACGACGUCGACGACGAUUCGGCGAUAAAUAGGGAGCAAGCGAAGCGGGACCUCAAGAUCGUUCGGGAAUAUCUCGACGGUAGAAGUGCGGCGACCGAAGAGGACGACGUUUCCUUCGACGAUCUACUUUUUAAGCUGUCCCUGUCGGAAAGACGAUAUAUUGAUGCAAUACGAUCGGACCUUACCAAAUAUAAGGUUUUUUUAAAGCGGGACGUUGUCGAUUCGUUCGUGAAUCCUUAUAAUCCGAACAUUUUGGAAUUGCACAAGGCCAACAUGGAUAUCCAAUUCAUCGUGGAUCCUUACAAUUGUGUCUCGUAUAUCGUAAAUUACAUCAACAAAUCGGACAGGGGCUUAUCCAAGUUGAUGGUCGAGGCGCAGGCCCAUAUAAGAAAUGGAGACCUAAACACGAAAGAAAAACUCCGUCGAUUGGGAAACGUUUUCCUCGGCAGCUGCGAGGUUUCCGCGCAAGAAGCCGCAUAUCACACCGUCGGGCUGCGAUUAACGAAUUGUAGCGUCGGCCACGUGUUCGUGAACACAUUUCCUCCCGAGCAGCGCGUAAAAAUGGCCAAGUCGAAAGCGCAUCUUCGCUCCAUGGACGGUGCGUGCGGAGACGUGUUCGUCAAGGGCAUGUUGGAGCACUACGUCCAAAGGCCGGACGUCUUGGAGGAACUCACUCUAGCCCGUUUCGCAACUGAAUACUCUUAUUUCAAUUUCACGCGAAACAAAACCAAUCCGCCAGCGGACGCACACGUUCUGAAGGACAAAAGCGGCUAUGUACGCAAGUUAAGUAACGACACAAGAAAAAUAUUGAGAUUCAGGGGAUAUCGCUUUCUGUCCGAUCCCGACAAUUUUCAUCGGGAGAAUCUAAUGUUAUUUGUGCCUUGGCGAAACGAAGAACGCGAUUUGCUGCACACCUCCGAACGUUUAAAAGGCGAUUAUGUUCGUAACGCCGAACGCAUCAAGAUAGAACGUCCGAUUUUCGUCAGCGCGGAACAGGACGAUUACGAACGUUUGGCGGAAGACGUUCGUAAACGUCAAUCGUCGGAUGUCGAACGUGCGGACGUGGAGGAGGAGUUGCCACAAGACGCCGUGUAUUACGGAGGGGAUGCGGUCCCAGACGACCACGACCCACUGGAGGGACUCUCCGAUUACACUGCCGCUGACCAACAAAGUGGAGCUGAAACUUGCCGCAACGAACGCCGGCGUAGACGUUCAUUUCAAAAAGCCGAACGCUUUCGACAAACAUAAACUUUACGACUUGUCAAGUUCGCUGAACCGCAAGUAACACCUGCUGUUGAGUCAGUUUAUCCAGGCGGUGAGUUCCGAGGGCGACGGUUUCUACGCGUUUGUUGCGGGAGGAGCAGGUGUUGGUAAAAGCUACCUCAUCAAAACUUUGGAAAUGGCUGCCAUUAAUCAAACAAUGCGAAGCCGACGUAGAAUUACGGCCUGCGGCGGCGCCACGGACAAACGAUUCGUGUUGGUUUGCGCUCCUACCGGAAAAGCGGCGUACAAUAUCUACGGCUCCACACUGCACAGUACUUUACAUCUGCCCGUUAACCAGUUGGUUGGACCGCUGGUACCGUUGAGCGCCAACGUGCUCAAUACUGUGCAGUGUGAGUUGCGGCAUGUCAAACUUAAUCAUCGACGAAAUUUCUAUGGUCGGAGGAAAAAUGUUGAAUAACAUCGGAUGAAUACAACAAAUCUUCGGCAACGACAGAGAUUUUGGAGGAGUGUCAGUAGUUGCGUUCGGCGAUCUGCGCCAGCUGCCUCCGGUCGGGGACGGCUAUCUUUUUCACACGCCGACAUAGUCGACAAUUUUCUGUGGCGUCGUUUUAAGUAUGUGUGUUACGAGUCAUCCGAAUGAGGGUAACUGAUGUGUUAUCCGUUUUAACAAACGUCAAUUAAUGAAUCGUCUAGAUAUCCCAAAAAAGGCAAACUUAUUCUUAUUUGUGGACGUAUAGCAAAUAAUGAAGAGGAUUUAAAG